Messenger RNA from Paramuricea clavata, 820 nucleotides. Lineage: Eukaryota; Metazoa; Cnidaria; Anthozoa; Malacalcyonacea; Plexauridae. The record is from the annotation of a GenBank genome assembly.
AUGGAGAAAGAACACGAAGAAACUGCAGAUUUUGACUAUAUAUCUGACCAAGUGUUACUUGAUCUCUCCCGACAAGAGAUGAACGAACUCGUGAAGGGGAGAAGUGACGAAAAAGAUUUAAGGAAGCGACGUACAGCGCUAAAGAGAAAACUAUCGAGCAUCAGAACCAGAUCUGAGCAAAGAGAAGCUAUGUGGCUUAAGAGGCAACGAGAUGAGAAAACUGAAAGAACCGCAGCCUUAAAACCCAGAGAUUGGAUUAAAGUUUCUGUAAAGCAUAGGGAGAAGUUUGAACGGCUUUUAGAACUGUGGGAAAGUGACCCGGAGUUGAUAACAAUAAUAAAUGAUAAUGGCGUAUGUUUCAAAGAAGAGUUCGCAAUAGGCAGUGGCAGUAAUGGCACAGAGGUGUAUAUUUGCUUGGGAUCUGACGGAAUAGAACGAGCGAUAAAACGUUUGCCAAAACAACUGUGUAAGAAAUUCUUGAAGAAUGAACGAGAUAUCUUGAAUUCUCCGAAUGCAGUCAAGUCGCCACGAAUUGUAAAUUAUUGUUUCUACGAUGACACUUCCAACCCUGAUUUCGGUUAUUUGAUUCUGAACUUGUAUGAACAGAAUCUUGAAGAAUAUAUCAGGGAGGAAGGCGAAACGAUAACAGAAUCGCGUGCUAGAAAGAUGAUACAUCAAGUGUUGUUAGGGCUGAAAGCAUUACAUGCUAGAGAGCCCAGAAUUAUCCACAGAGAUUUGAAGCCAACCAAUAUACUUGUUGAUGUGGAUGGUAAUUUACUGCUGUCUGAUUUUGGUAUUGGACGCUUUUUCCCAGAACCAG